Prorocentrum cordatum is the source of this 2850-nucleotide messenger RNA. Lineage: Eukaryota; Dinophyceae; Prorocentrales; Prorocentraceae. The record is from the annotation of a GenBank genome assembly.
UCGCUGUCGGUGGGUCCAGGGGAGCUCAUCCUCGUGUGCGGGCCCAUCGGGUGCGGCAAGACCACCCUGCUGCAGGGCCUGGCGGGCACCCUCGCGCCCCUCCGCGGCGUGCGCACGGCCGCGGGCCGGCCCGCCGCCUACGUCGCCCAGCGGCCGUGGCUGCUCAACGCGACGCUGCUGGAGAACGUGCUCUUCGGGCGCCCCCACGGCGCGGCGGAGCUGGAGCGCGCCCUGAGCUGUUGCGCCCUUGGGGCGGACCUGGCGGUCUUGGCCGACGGCCUGCACACGCCGGUCGGGGAGGAGGGCGUGCAGCUCAGCGGGGGCCAGAAGCAGCGGGUCUCGCUCGCCAGGGCCGUCUACAGCCAGGCGGACGUCGUGCUCAUGGACGACGUCCUGUCUGCCCUGGACGCGCACGUGGGGCGCCACGUGUGGGACCACGCCAUCUGCGGCGCGCUCCGGGGGCGGACGCGCGUGCUGGUGACGCACCAGGUGCAGUAUGCCUCGGACCCAGCGGUCGACCGCAUCCUGAUCCUGGACGCGAGCGGCCGGGUGGAGCAGCUGGGCACCUACGAGGAGCUCUGCGGCCUCGGCGUCAGCUUCGGGGCGCUGCAGCGCCAGCUGAGCGACGGCGGCGGCGGCGAGGAGGAGGGCAGCGACCAGGCCGGCCCCGACGGCCCAGCCGACGGCGGCUCGGCGCUGGCGACGGCCCCGACGGCCCAACCGACGGCCCAGCCGACGGCCCAACCAGCAGCGGCGGCGGCGCUGGAGGCUGCGUGCCGGGCCACUGCCGCGCCGCCGGGGGCAGCCGCGGGGCACGCGGAGCAGAGGCGCCUGGGCGCCGUGCAGUACCAGGACUUUGCGGAGUACCUCGGGGCCUGUGGCGGCUGCCGCGGGGUGGGCACGAUCGUCGCCCUGAUGCUGGUCUACUAUGGCACGCAGUUCGCUGGGAGCUUCGAGCUGGCGAUGUGGGCGAACGCCAGCGAGGGCGGCGGGUCCGCGCCGGCGGAGGACCGGGCGUACCUGCAGGGGUACCUGCUGCUGUCGUUCGGGACUGGCCUGACCUGCCUCCUGUUUUUCUUGGGCAUCCAGCUCGUCUCGCUGAGAAGCUCGCGCGUGCUGCACGAGAGGUUCACGAAGAGCCUGCUGUGGACCGACCUGCGCUUCUUCGACAUCACGCCCACGGGGCGGGUGCUGAACCGGGCUCUGAAGGACUUCCAGAUGGUCGACGACAGACUGCCGCCCGCGUUUCGUGAGCUUACCGAGUCCCUGAUGAAUUUCGCUCAGUCCAUCGUCAUCCUGCUGGUGUUCGCCUGGGAGUCUCUGCUCGUGGUGCCGCUGUUCGGGAUCGUGUAUUGGAGGCUGAUGGUGAUCUACAGAUGGCCUGCCCGCGACCUGAAGCGGCUCGAGAGCACAUCGCGGUCGCCCAUGAUGUCCCACUUCUCGGACGUUGCCAGGGGCGCCUGCACCAUCCGGGCCUACGGGCACGACGGUCGGUUCAUGAUGGAGAACUUGUCGCUGAUGGGUGACGUGCAGCGGACGAGCUACUGGUUCUGGACGGCGCAGGGCUGGGUCUCGAUGGUCCAGGAGGUCCUCGGCACCGGCCUGCUGGCCAUCAUCGCUGGCACGAUUGGCUACAGAGCAUCUGCCGGUCUGCUCAGCCCCGGGCUGGCCGGCCUGGCCCUCUCCUACGCCAUCAGCAUGCCCCGCGACCUCAUGUGGCUCUCGCGGCGCAUUGCCUCCCUGGAGGUGGAGAUGGUGUCGAUCGAGCGGGUCAUGGAGUACAUCUCGAGCCCGAGAAGGGCCCGUGCGCCAGCGGUGUGGCCGCCCCCCCGGCCGACGGCGCCCCGCAGGGCUGCGGGCGCGGGUGCGCCAUCUCGCUGCAGUCCGUCUGGUUCCGCUACGCCGCGGACCUGCCGUGGAUCCUGCGGGGCCUCACCGUGCAGGUCCCCGCGGGGGCGCGCGCCGCAGUGGUGGGGCGCACGGGCUGCGGCAAGAGCAGCAUGCUCUCCACGGUCGCGCGCCUGUAUCGAAGACGAGGGGCGGCUGCUCGUGCACGGGCGGGACGCCCUGGGGAUGACGCUGCUGGAACUGCGGCGCACCCUGCGGGUGCUGUUGCAGGACCCCGUCUUCUUCAGUGGGUCCAUCCGCUCCAACCUGCUGUGCCAAGUCCACGAGGGCGGCGCGGCCGCCCGCCGCGGCCGCCCGUCGCAGGCCUCGCCCGGGGAGGACGAGGCGCUGUGGCGCGCGCUGGCGCAGGCCGGCCUCGAGGGGCCGGUGCGGGCGCUGCCCGGGGGCCUGGACGAGGCCGUGGAGGAGGGCGGGCAGAACUUCAGCCACGGCCAGCGGCAGCUGCUGUGCCUGGCGCGGGCGCUGGCCCUCCCCGCGGGCGGCGGCGCGCCCGGGCUGCCGAGGAUCCUCCUCUGCGACGAGCCGACCUCCGCGUGCGACCUGGCGACGGACCAGGCCAUCCACGAGACGCUGCUGCACGGCCUGCCCGCGGACUGGACGCUGGUCGUGGUGUGCCACCGGCUGCACCGCGUCCGGGAGUUCGACUGCGUGUACGUCCUGGACGCUGGGGAGGUCGUAGAGCACGGCACCCCAGGCGCGCUGCUGGGCUCCGGGGCCGCGGCGGGCUCCGAGCUCCCGGGCGCGCUGGCGUCGAUGUGCCGCCAGCAGGGCGUGCAGUGACGCCGCGCGGCCCGGACGCCGCGCGGGGAGCCGACGCCGCGCCGACGCCGGAAAACGGCAUAGUUCCCCAUGGUCCUGUUGGCUCCUUUCUAGGGGUCAGCGACAAGAGCUCCCUAUGAGGGAGCCAGUGGAUCCUUAUUUAAUCGCUUCGCUCAUGCCGCC